Melampsora larici-populina 98AG31 is the source of this 1269-nucleotide messenger RNA. RefSeq lists its product as uncharacterized. NCBI's taxonomy places the organism in Eukaryota, Fungi, Basidiomycota, Pucciniomycetes, Pucciniales, Melampsoraceae. The transcript has 5 exons. The coding region runs from base 1 to 1269 and encodes 422 amino acids. The record is from RefSeq and is a predicted model, not a curated record.
AUGGAUGACAGUAAUGCGCCCUGUACAGUUUUGUUCAUGCGUGGCCAAACCCGAAAAUACCUAGCGGAGCUACUUGAAAGCAAGAGCAAGCUCGCAAAGCUUCAUCAGCAAAACCCAACACAUACGGCUGAGUACUUUCAGGGGCAGUGGGAUCGACAGCGUGCAUUGCAGCUGAAAGGCAUGAGUGUUGAGGCCAAAGAGAAACGAGAAUGGCUAGGGGUUUUGCUCCAACUUGAGGAGGAGCUACUAGAAGCACGGCAAGUCAAUGUUCCUCACCGCCAAAUCCGUCGAAUUAAGAAGCUUGUUGCUAUGAAUGCAGUCAAUGCGGCCAUACGAACUGCAGAACAGCGUCAUGAACUGUUGGACCUGCCCGCGUCACUGGUUGCCCUUGAAGUUCAAAUUCAAGCAGUUGCGGACAAACUUGGCAAUGCAGAACUAUUGAAUGCUCGGCGAGGCACUAGUGUCAGAGUGAAGGCUAUUCUUAGUGUCCAGGUUGCCUUAGGCUUCUUGUACGAGGCUGCCGUCGACGUUAUUCAGCAGAAGGCUGAUGCAGACAUCAGGACAGGUGCCACCCAGCAGCCACGUAAUGAACAACUCAGAAAGAAGAAACGUGUACUCCUCAAGAAGAAACUGGAGACUUAUUUGAGGCAAGCUUCUAAAUACAAUCGACAUCAUCGACCUACACCACGGCUACUGGAACCUACUUUGGACGAAGUAUUGGCUAUGGAUCUGCUCGAUCCUUUUUGGGAUGAAGUAGCGCUAGACCACCUCAAAGAGCCAUGGGCUUCGUGCGAGAGGACGAAGGAAGGUAUUGUAGCCUUUCGAAAUAAAGUGGCCUGUGAAGAAGAGCUGCAACGUCUAGGACGUGAGGUGAGGCAGCUCAUGGGUUGGGCACUGGACUAUCAAGCUCGUGUUGAUAGGACAAGGCCCAACGAAGCCUUUGGAGGUGUGCGAGUACCCGAGUGGAAGUCUAUCCACUCUGGUCUGAGUAAACGCACCAUUCGCCUAUGGGCACAUUGGGAUAGAGGCUUGAGAGAUGUUGUGGAAUCAACCAAAGACUACGUAUAUGGAAGGGUUGAAGCAGACGAUGCCUUACUACUGGGGUGGCAGCAAAUGCGCGCGCGUACCUCAGGAAGUGCGAUAGACAUAGGCAUGCUACCAAUUCGCUGGGAACCAAUUGAUGCAGACGAAGAGGCCGAGUACCGACGCGUCAUUGAGUUAGAGGAAGAUGAAGGGAAUCAUCUUGACUGGGAGUUGGCACUAGCUUAA